UUUAGAGAUUAUGAAAAAAGAUAAUGGAGUAAAAUUUAGAAUCAAUUUCAUGUCUUCAACAGAUUCAUAUUAAGUCAUUGUUUUAGUCUAGGAAGAUUUGAACAAAAAGUCAAAGUGGAUUCUGACCUUUUGUCAACGAAACUCCAGGUAUGAUGUGGUUGGUAUUAGGACGUGGUUUUUCAUCCUCUGUGCGGAGGUGUUGAUGAACAGGUUGGUAAGGAGAGCCUUAGAUUCCUUAUCUCCAAUAGGUGGAAGGAACCAUCUGUUACUGUUUUCAAUGAUGUCUUAGAAAGAUCAAGGACUUUUGUGUGUGAGGGGUGAAAAUGAUCUUGGACAAGACCGAUAAGAUUAUUUUUAAAAGAAAAACGACAGGCUUCUCAUCUCCUAAAUGAAUGUUAACCAGAGAACAACUUGACUCUUUAGAUGUCAAGUUUAGAAAAGUCUCUUGAGAGAUUGUGGAAGCAGUAUGAAGGAAAAUAAAUAUACAACCCAUAUCAGUCUUUCUGCAUUAAGAAUAACUUGGGCCAUCUAGGAAUCUUUCUUUUUUGUUAGCUUGGGUUUUUAUAAACAAUGCCGGGGGAAACAAAAACCUGUCUGUCUUUAGGAUUACCAGUACGAGUUGGAAGCCAAAUACAUUAUUUUUCUUAAUAUUUACUUUUUAUUCAGGAUGAAUUAUAUUUACAGAGCUGCAUGAAAAAAGGAACCCUGUAUAAACUAUAGGCAUUUUUUUAUCCCCCUGGGAAUAUCUUGUCUAUUGGCAGAACACAAUUAUUUAAAGGGAUUUUUGUAUAAAUAAUAUUUCCUCUUUAAUUUUUGCUUGAUCUGGGGUUGACUGUUCAGCGUAGACUUGGAUGCAGGAAGAAUUUGGCACUAAGAUGAUAAUAGAUGAGUUAUUGGCCACUUCCUUGCUUGCUAGGCCGUGUGAUAAUUGCUUCACAUGCAUAAUUUCACAGUGACCCCAUGGGAAAUACUAUUAUCUCCAGCCUCCAGGUGAGAAAGGAGGCAUACAGAGGCCAAGAGGACAUGGAUUUGAUUGACAUACUUUGGAGGCAAGAUAUAGAUCUUGGGGUGAGCCGAGAAGUAUUUGACUUCAGUCAACGGCGGAAGGAGCAUGAGCUUGAAAAACAGAAAAAACUCGAAAAGGAAAGACAAGAACAACUCCAAAAGGAGCAAGAGAAAGCCUUUUUCGCUCAGUUACAACUAGAUGAAGAGACGGGUGAAUUCCUCCCAAUUCAGCCAGCCCAACACAUCCCAUCAGAAACCAGUGGAUCUGCCAGCUACUCCCAGGUUGCCCACAUUCCCAAACCAGAUGCUUUGUGCUUCGAUGACUGCAUGCAGCUUUUGGCAGAGACAUUCCCAUUUGUAGAUGACAAUGAGGUUUCUCCAGCUACGUUUCAAUCACUCGUUCCUGAAGUUCCCAGCCACAUCGAGAGCCCAGCGUUUAUUGCUCCUAAUCAGAAUCAGUCAGCGGAACCUCUUAUCCUUCAGCUAAUGAGUGAUUUAGAUAAUACGCAGCAGGACACUGAGCAAGUUUGGGAGGAACUAUUAUCCAUUCCAGAAUUACAGUGUCUUAAUAUUCAAAAUGACAAGCUGGCUGAGACCAGCACAGUUCCAAGUCCAGAAACCAAACAGGCAGAUGCCGAUAACAGUUACCAUUUCUACUCAUUGAUCCCUUCACUGGAGAAAGAAGUAACUAACUGCAGCCCACAUUUUCUCAGUGCUUUUGAGGAUUCCUUCAGCAGCAGCAUCCUCACCACAGAAGACCCCAGUCAGUUGACAGUGAACUCAUUAAACUCAAAUGUCACAAUAAACACAGAUUUUGGUGAUGAAUUUUAUUCUACUUUCAUAGCAGAGCCCAGUAACGACAACAGCAUGCCCCCCUCUGCUACUUUCAGCCAGUCACUCUCAGAACUGCUCAACGGGCCCAUCGAUGUUUCUGAUCUAUUACUUUGUAAAGCCUUCAAUCAAAACCACCCUGAAAGCACAGCAGAAUUCAAUGAUUCUGACUCUGGCAUUUCACUGAACACAAGUCCCAGUUUGGCAUCACCAGAACACUCGGUGGAGUCUUCUAUCUAUGGAGACACACCACUUGGCUUCAGUGAUUCUGAGAUGGAAGAGAUAGAUAGUGCCCCUGCAAGUGUCAAACACAAUGGACCUAAAACACAGCCAGUACAGCCUUCUGGGGAUAUAGUUCAACCCCUGUCACCAUCUGGGGGGCACAGUGCUCCAGUGCGUGAUGCCCAAUGUGAAAACACACAAAAGAAGGAAUUGCCCCAAAGUCCUGGUCAUCGCAAAACCCCAUUCACAAAAGACAAACAUUCAAACCGCUUGGAGGCUCAUCUCACAAGAGAUGAGCUAAGGGCAAAAGCUCUCCACAUCCCAUUCCCUGUAGAAAAAAUCAUUAACCUCCCUGUUGAUGACUUCAAUGAAAUGAUGUCCAAGGAGCAAUUCAAUGAGGCUCAACUUGCAUUAAUUCGAGAUAUACGUAGGAGGGGUAAGAAUAAAGUGGCUGCUCAGAAUUGCAGAAAAAGAAAACUGGAAAAUAUAGUGGAACUGGAGCAAGAUUUGGAUCAUUUAAAAGAUGAAAAAGAAAAAUUGCUCAAAGAAAAAGGAGAAAAUGACAAAAACCUCCAUCUACUGAAAAAACAACUCAGCACCUUAUAUCUUGAAGUCUUCAGCAUGCUACGAGAUGAAGAUGGGAAGCCUUACUCUCCCAGUGAAUACUCCCUGCAGCAGACGAGAGAUGGCAAUGUGUUCCUUGUUCCCAAAAGCAAGAGGCCAGAUGUUAAGAAAAACUAGGUAUGGGAAGAUCUGACCUUUUCUGAGCUACGGGGGUGUGUAUGUGUGUGUGUGUUUAUGUGUGUGUGUGUGUGUGUGUACUGUUACGUAUACUAAAAGCUCCUACUGUGAUGUGAAAUGCAGAAAUAUACUUUAUAAUUCUAUGCAAAGUUAUAGUCAAAAUUAAUGUAGAAUAUAAAAUUUUAAAAGCAUUAAAUAUCAAUAUGCUGAAAUCAGUUUCACAUUAACUGCAAACUUAAUUUCUUAGAACACCAUUUGAGAUAGUUUCUGUACACGUGUAAAUACUACAAAAAACUCAUACUGUUCUUAUCUCAUUUGUUACAUUCAUAGAUGUGUAUGUUUUGACAUCUGGCUAAAAGCAAAUUGUUGCACAAAACUAACCACUAUGUACUUUUUUAUAAAUAUUAUAUGAACCAAAAAAAUGGCCUUUUUUUAUAUUAAAUUGUUUAGCUCUGGCAAAAAAAACACCACCAAUUUAGUUGAAAAGCUGGUACUAAUAAAGAAAUACU
Molecule: messenger RNA, 3308 nt
Organism: Pteronotus mesoamericanus
Lineage: Eukaryota; Metazoa; Chordata; Mammalia; Chiroptera; Mormoopidae
Gene: NFE2L2
Product: NFE2 like bZIP transcription factor 2
Exons: 5
Coding region: 961-2799 (612 amino acids)
Biological process (GO): regulation of transcription by RNA polymerase II; cellular response to oxidative stress
Cellular component (GO): nucleus
Molecular function (GO): DNA-binding transcription factor activity, RNA polymerase II-specific; RNA polymerase II cis-regulatory region sequence-specific DNA binding
Source: RefSeq, a predicted model, not a curated record